AUGGCGGUUCACCCUGUGUUGUUGGUAGACCUACCUCUUGUCAGGUCUGUACCUAGUAGGCAGACUCUAGUAUUGACAGUCCAAUCAGAAGGUUACCCAGCACCUCACUUUGAGUGGUUCCGCAGCUCUGAUCAUGUAGUGGUAGACCUGAUGGCAGUUCGUCCUGUGUUGUUGGUAGACCUACCCCGGGUAGUGGUAGACCUGAUGGCAGUUCGUCCUGUGUUGUUGGUAGACCUACCUCGUGUCAGGUCUGUACCUAGUAGGCAGACUCUAGUAUUGACAGUCCAAGCAGAAGGUUACCCGGCACCUCACUUUGAGUGGUUCAACAGCUCUGAUCAUGUAGUGGUAGACCUGAUGGCAGUUCACCCUGUGUUGUUGGUAGACCUACCUCGUGUCAGGUCUGUACCUAGUAGGCAGACUCUGGUAUUGACAGUCCAAGCAGAAGGUUACCCAGCACCUCACUAUGAGUGGUUCCGCAGCUCUGAUCAUGUAGUGGUAGACCUGAUGGCAGUUCACCCUGUGUUGUUGGUAGACCUACCUCGUGUCAGGUCUGUACCUAGUAGGCAGACUCUGGUAUUGACAGUCCAAGCAGAAGGUUACCCAGCACCUCACUAUGAGUGGUUCCGCAGCUCUGAUGAUGACUGUGCAAUGCCUAACAUUGUUCUCAAUGAGUCGUCCAACUUGAUUGAGGUGAAGAAUGCAGGACUAUAUGAUGAAGGUCUUUACUGUUGUAGAGUUUAUAAUGAAGCUGGGGAAAUCUUCUCCAGUACAUGCAGACUCUCUGUAUUCGAAAGACCUCCAGAUGACUACUUAGCAAGUGCCAAGGUGGCUUUGCUGAUAGGCAACGAGGAUUACCUCGAUGCAGAACUGCAAGGGCUGCAUGCUCCCAGUAAUGACGUCGCAGUUCUCGCCUCAAUAUUGUCCCGUCUCGGCUUCCAUGUUGUAGCACUGCACAACCUAACUCGGACAGAAAUGUACAACGCUUUCCGCUGGUUCUGCAGCAUUCUUCCAGAGAACGCCUAUGCCUUCUUCUACUUUGCCGGGCACGGGUUCUCCAAGCUAGCAUCCAAGUUCAUGAUGCCCAUAGACUGUCCCAAAGAGGAGAUUCAGCUUCAUGAUUGUCUGUGUGAUGAACAGCUGACUCAGAUAUUAGCACAAGGAGAGCAACUGCAACUACUCGUCAUGCUGUUUGACUGCUGUCUCGUAGAGUCAAGAGAUUUAUCUAUCGGGAGGACUGAGUUUGAGCAUGACCUAGGCAACUGCAACAUUGUUCUAGGAACUGCAACCAGAAACUAUCAGAAUGCUUACGAGAGCGAUGCAGACGCCAAUGGCUUGUUUGUCAACCAUUUACGAGAACAUCUGGAAGACAAUCUACCCAUCAUAGAGGUGCUGCGGGCUAAUCAGAGAGAUUUCAGGGAGAAACAACAACAGCCAACCAUCUUCUUUAGUGGAGCUGACAAUUGCAGCCUCACCGAUCCCGUUGUUGAGAAUGCACAAUUAGAAGAAAAACUAAGAUCAGAGGUUGAUUUUGAGGUUGAGAAAAAGAUUUAUUUCAAAAGGAUCAACAAAGGAUUCACCAUUCACAUUACCAAAAACAAGAAUUGUUUCUUGAAUUCAGUUGAUUUGCAGUUCCCUGAGGACUUUACUUACAACUUUUCUGUUGAAAUCAACUCCCAGGAUGUUAAGUUGGCUGUAGAGCAUAGAACAGUUACAAUACACAAUCUACAAAGGGUUAAGAGUUGCUUGUACAUCACUGUCUUCAUCAACGGACUGAGAAGAGAAGACGAGGGAUUUGUAAGUGGACCUCACGACAGUUGUGAGUUUACCCUCAACUGUCCCAUCAUACAGAGACAGCUGUGGCACAACCCAGGGACUUACGACCCCAUACUCAACCCAACAAUGCUGGGGUCAUAACUUUAUCUGUCUCUUCCAGAUUCUCAUCCAAUGUGAUUUUAUGUUUAGUGAUACAUUUUUAAGGUAUAUACACAGUAGACUCCCUCUCGUUCAGAAAAAAAUCCACCUUGUCAACAUUAAAAAAAGUGUAAACCAUCAGAAGCUAGCAAACAUUUUCAUAAGUACAGUACAACCAAUGAAUACAAAGCCUAUAAGAAGCACAAUGCCUUUGUUUUAAAUUCAGUCUGGUAAUAUUUUAAUUUUGAAUAGUUCCAGCGGCCAAGUCAGCUGACUGAGUGAGAGAGAAUGAGACAUAGAAUUGGCUUUAAGAGAGAGAGGGAUAAAGCCGGGUUUACACGAUGCCAGUUGGCGAGACAAUUGCCAGGAGACAACUGACUGGCUUGGAAUUACUGGCAUCGUGUAAACACUUCAGGCCAAUUGGCAAGCCAAUUGUCCCGCCAACUGUCCCGAAAUUCAGUUGUCUCCGGGAGUAGACUGAGGACAAUGAGCUGGGCCCAGUGAGGCCCCCACCCCUCGAAAACCCAGUUGUCGUGACAAUUGGCACCGUGUAAACGGUGUAGAGGCCAAUAGCACUGUCUUUUCUUUUAGCAGUAGUACCCUGGUUCACUGUAAAAUGCAUGGGCAAGUGUUGGCCACGUGUGAACAGGUUCUCGUUCAACUUGCCUGGCCUACGACAAUUCCAAAACCACGUGAUGCCAAUUGGCAAAGACAAUUGUCUUGCCAACUGGCAUCGUGUAAACCCGGCUUAAGUGCGACUGCCACCCGAGCGGUGGUAGCGGCGGCCGCGGGAAACUCAUUUUUUCGGCAAAUUCCAGUCUGACUAUUCUCUAUAAGGAUUUCGCUUCUUAAAGGGUUUGUAUUAAUUGGUACAACUGACCAAACUAAAAAAAAGGAAAACCAGUGACAAGAUCUGUACAACCUAAUGUGCUAUACAAUUGGGUUGUGAAUACAAUUUUUAUGGGCAUAGUAGCCGUCUGUAAGAGAGUCCUUCUUGGAUCAUGCUUAUUGUCAUCCGGACCAAACAAGAGAGAGCAUACUAUUGUAGUUGUUUCUAAAUUUUUUCUACACAUCAGUAAUCAUUGUUUUAAUGAAGUGUUGAGGUAAGAUUCAUCCAGUUUUUUGAAUCUUUGUAAUAGUAGGUGUUUUCAAAUUGUUCAUAGUUAAGUUGCAUCAGAUAUAUUUUUAAUGUAUUCUUAACUUUGCUGUUUUACCAUGAAAACUAUUUUUUUUGUUUUAAAUAUAAUU
Macrosteles quadrilineatus (aster leafhopper) is the source of this 3159-nucleotide messenger RNA. RefSeq names its product mucosa-associated lymphoid tissue lymphoma translocation protein 1-like. The record is from RefSeq and is a predicted model, not a curated record. Gene Ontology annotation, biological process: proteolysis. The coding region runs from base 1 to 1914 and encodes 637 amino acids. Gene Ontology annotation, molecular function: cysteine-type endopeptidase activity. The transcript is spliced from 14 exons. NCBI's taxonomy places the organism in Eukaryota, Metazoa, Arthropoda, Insecta, Hemiptera, Cicadellidae.